AUGACAGGGGUGGGGUCUAUCCGUGAGGUGACAGGCUAUGUGCUCGUGGCUCUGAACCAGUUUGACUACCUGCCACUGGAGAACCUGAGGAUCAUCAGAGGAACUAAGAUGUAUGAAGAUCGCUACGCUCUGGCGAUCUUCCUCAACUACCGCAGAGAUGGGAACUUUGGCCUGCGCCAGCUGGGACUGAAGAACCUCACAGAGAUCCUACAGGGCGGUGUGUAUGUCGACCAGAAUAAGUUCCUGUGCCACGCAGACACCAUCCACUGGCAAGACAUCGUCAAGAACGCCCGCGUCAGCCCUCUGGUUGUGCCCACCAAUAGCAGUGUUACAUGUCAGAAGUGUCACGUCUCCUGUAAUGGUCGCUGCUGGGGCCCAAAGGAGGACCAGUGUCAGACCUUGACUAAAACAGUGUGCGCUGAGCAGUGUGACGGUCGCUGUUUCGGACCCUGGGUCAGUAACUGCUGCCAUCGCGAGUGUGCAGGAGGAUGCUCCGGACCCAAGGAUACGGACUGCUUCGCUUGCACCAACUUCAACGACAGCGGAGCAUGUGUGACCCAGUGCCCCCAGCCACAUGUAUACAACCCCACCACCUUCCAGCUGGAAAGCAACCCCAGAGCCAAGUACACCUACGGAGCCUUCUGCGUCAAGAAGUGCCCACAUAACUUUGUGGUGGACCACAGCUCCUGUGUGAGGGCUUGUCCCAGCAACAAGAUGGAAGUAGAAAAUGACCGCAUCAAGAUGUGCAUCGCCUGCACUGAUAUCUGUCCAAAAGCCUGUGAUGGUAUAGGUACAGCCAGUCUGCAGUCAGCCCAGACUGUGGACUCCAGCAACAUAGACAAGUUCACCAACUGUACCAAGAUCAAUGGAAACCUGGUCUUCCUCAUCACUGGCAUUAAAGGCUGUUGA
Salvelinus sp. IW2-2015 is the source of this 909-nucleotide messenger RNA. Lineage: Eukaryota; Metazoa; Chordata; Actinopteri; Salmoniformes; Salmonidae. The record is from RefSeq and is a predicted model, not a curated record.